Leucoraja erinaceus (little skate) is the source of this 1949-nucleotide messenger RNA. RefSeq names its product 28S ribosomal protein S34, mitochondrial-like. Bases 60 to 419 code for a protein of 119 amino acids. The record is from RefSeq and is a predicted model, not a curated record. NCBI's taxonomy places the organism in Eukaryota, Metazoa, Chordata, Chondrichthyes, Rajiformes, Rajidae. Gene Ontology annotation, biological process: mitochondrial translation. Gene Ontology annotation, molecular function: structural constituent of ribosome. The transcript is spliced from 2 exons. Gene Ontology annotation, cellular component: mitochondrion; mitochondrial small ribosomal subunit.
GUGAGACGGCCGGUGGGCGGCGGCGGUGCCCCCCGCUCUAGGGUCCGGGUGCGGUUGCUAUGGGGGGCAAGAAGAAGGUGCGCGCCAUCGCGGCGCUGGCCCGGCGGGUGCGGGAAUACUGGGCGCAGCGGGACCGGCGCCAGCGGCGGGACAGCCAGCGGCUGGAGCUCGACUACGGCACCAUGAGGCGGGUGGCCAGCGGCAAGCGGCUCCCGGUCCUCGCCCACCGCGACAUCCGCACCGAGAGCCGCCUCUUCCCGCUGCUCGCCCGCCUGCCGCUCUUCGGCAUCGGCCGCAUGGUCACCACCAAGUCGUGGCUGCUGGCGCACGGCCCGGCCUGUUACUGGCGGGUGGACAAGGUCAGGGUGGACUACACGGCCCAGGUCAGUAUUGCGUACAGUUUUGGUCUCCUAAUCUGAGGAAAGACAUUCUUGCCAUAGAGGGAGUACAGAGAAGGUUCACCAGACUGAUUCUUGGGAUGUCAGGAUUUUCAUAUGAAGAAAGACUCCAGAGCAAAUAAAAUCAUGGGAGACCCCUUCCACCCCUGCAACGGACUGUUCCAGCUGCUACGGUCAGGCAAACGCCUCCGUUGCCAUGCGGUGAGAACGGAGAGGUUGAGAAGGAGUUUCUUCCCAGAGGCAAUUCGGACUGUAAACGCCUAUCUCACCAGGGACUAACUCUACUGAACGUUUUUCCUUCCAUUAUUUAUUAUGUAAAAGAAUAUGUGUGUUAUGAUUGUGUUUAUAAUUUGUUUGGUUGUUUUGUUGUUUGUCUUUUGCACAAAAGUCCGCGAGCAUUGCCACUUUCAUUUCACUGCACAUCUCGUAUGUGUAUGUGACAAAUAAACUUGACUUGACUUGACUUGACUGGAUAGACUCGGCUUGUACUCGCUAGAAUUUAGAAGAUUGAGGGGGAAUCUUAUAGAAACUUACAAAAUACUUAAGGGGUUGGACAGGCUAGAUGCACGAAGAUUGUUCCCGAUGUUGGGGAAGUCCAGAACAAGGGGUCACAGUUUAAGGAUAAGGGGGAAGUCUUUUAGGACCGAGAUGAGAAAAACAUUUUUCACACAGAGAGUGGUGAAUCUGUGGAAUUCUCUGCCACAGAAGGUGGUUGAGGCUAGUUCAUUGGCUAUAUUUAAGAGGGAGUUAGAUGUGGCCCUUGUGGCUAAGGGGAUCAGGGGGUAUGGAGAGAAGGCAGGUACGGGAUACUGAGUUGGAUGAUCAGCCAUGAUCAUAUUGAAUGGCGAUGCAGGCUUGAAGGACUGAAUGGCCUACUCCUGCAACUAGUUCCUCUGGCAGCUCAUCCAUCCUCCUGAGUGAUAAAGUUGCACCUCGGGUUCCUAUUAAACCUUUUCCCAUAAACCCAUGUCCUCUAGUUUUCGAUUCCCCUACCCUGGGUAAAAGACUCUGCAUUCACCCCAUCAAUACUGCCCUAAUUUGACAAAAGGAAACAACUGACAAUUUUGUCAAAAUUGAGUUAUUACUUAUUUUAGGGUACUUGAGAUAUGCUCUACACAAUGGUGUGGUCAAAAUAAAUCUUCUCUGAGUACAAUUUUCUUGGUUUCUUGGUCCUCCAAAAUAUUCCAAAUGGAAUUUAAACUGGAGGUGGUGAAGGGAGGGCUUAAAAUAUGAAAUUUGAAUAUAUUUAUAAAAUUUGAAUAUAUUUAUACCAGAGAAGUAAGAAAUUCCAUCACAGAGAGCUGAAAGAAAAACACGUUUUCCUCAUUUAAAAGAAAACGCCUUUUUGUCAGUUGCUUCCUUUUAUCAAAGUAGGGCAGAAUACCCCCUCGUGGUUUAAUACACCUCUUCGCCUCCUGCGCUCCAGGGAAUGAAGUCCUGGCUUUCCCUACUUCUCCCGAUAGCUGCUAUCAGGAUUCGAGGUCCUCGAAUCCUGGAAAAAUGCUUGUAAAUCCUCUUUUUCUCGCUUUUCGACAUUUGGUCGGUAAUGGU